Parastagonospora nodorum SN15 is the source of this 969-nucleotide messenger RNA. RefSeq lists its product as hypothetical. The transcript has 2 exons. NCBI's taxonomy places the organism in Eukaryota, Fungi, Ascomycota, Dothideomycetes, Pleosporales, Phaeosphaeriaceae. Gene Ontology annotation, biological process: L-valine catabolic process. The record is from RefSeq and is a predicted model, not a curated record. Gene Ontology annotation, cellular component: mitochondrion. Bases 1 to 969 code for a protein of 322 amino acids. Gene Ontology annotation, molecular function: NAD binding; NADP binding; 3-hydroxyisobutyrate dehydrogenase activity.
AUGGCAUCUUCAUACAGCUUCAAGAAGUUGGGCUUCAUUGGCCUUGGUGCCAUGGGAAAGCCAAUGGUCUCACACCUGGCGAACAAACUACCAGCAGACUCACGCAUAUGGGUAUAUGAUGUGGUUGAGAAGGUAGUGGAUGAGCUGUGCGCUGAGUUCCCAGAAAGAAUCAUCAAAGGAGCCAACGCAAAGGAUGUCGCGCAACAAGAUACCAUUGUAACGAUGGUGCCAGAAGGUUCGCACGUCCGCUCUGUCUAUCUCGACGCUGAGAAUGGUGUUUGUAGCACAGACAUUUCGAACAAGCUCAUCAUCGACUGCUCCACCAUCGACACCGCGACUAGUCUCGCAGUCAAAGACCACAUCGCCAAAUACUUCCCAUCGGCAUCGUUCUAUGAUUCACCAGUCUCUGGGGGCGUGGUGGGCGCAGUGAAGGGCACAAUCGCGUUCUUCCUGGGUUGCGCGGAGUCGGAUCCGAAUCUCGAGCGCCUGACAUACUUGAUGAGCUUGAUGGGCAAGCAAAUCAUACCUUGCGGGGGCCCGUCGCUUGGCCUUGCAGCGAAGUUAUCGAAUAAUUACUUAUCAGGAAUUAUUGCGAUAGCUUGCUCAGAAGCUUUCGACAUGGGAAUGCGUUCAGGCUUAGAUCCUAGAACACUCGCCAAAGUGUAUGCAGCAGGCACUGCACAGAACACGAUAUGCGACAAGUUCUGUCCUGUGCCUCAUGUGUAUCCCGAAGCUCCAUCAUCUGGUGGGUGGAAGCAGGGUUUCAAGGUGCAGUUGAUGCGAAAAGAUUUCGGUUUGGCAGUGGACAUGGCGAAACGCGUAGGCUCGCACAACGUGCUGGGAGACGCGGGCUUAGAGACUUACGAUAAUGCUGCAAAUGAUCCUCGCUGUCGAGACUUGGAUUCGCGCGUCGUGUAUCGUUAUCUUGGGGGAGAGGAGGACUGGCAGACCAAGAUGCAAAGCUACUAG